Molecule: messenger RNA, 1309 nt
Organism: Rhododendron vialii
Lineage: Eukaryota; Viridiplantae; Streptophyta; Magnoliopsida; Ericales; Ericaceae
Product: AT-hook motif nuclear-localized protein 23-like
Exons: 1
Coding region: 229-978 (249 amino acids)
Cellular component (GO): nucleus
Molecular function (GO): DNA-binding transcription factor activity; minor groove of adenine-thymine-rich DNA binding
Source: RefSeq, a predicted model, not a curated record
CACUGUCUCUCUCUCUCUAGCGCUCUCUUUCUCUCUCUAUCUCUCCUCAAUCCCUUACCUUUCUCUGUACCCCAUUAACCCUUUGUUUUCUAUUCGCUCUAGGGUUUGAAUUCCUGUUCAUUUCUCCCUUGUUUAAUCUCCGAUAAAAUAAUCAUCUCGUUUUUAAUACCCCAUAGUAAUCAUACUUUAUAUUUUUCUUUGUUUUCUGCUCCAUCUUUGUUGCUGUAUAUGGCUGGAUUAGAUUUAAGUUCUUCCUCUCACUUCCUCCACCACCUCCAAACCCCCAACCUCCACCUCCACCACCAGCAACCGGACUCCACCGAUGACAACUCCGGCGGCGACAACACCCCCAACACCGGCUCCGACGGCAUCAUGGCCCGCCGCCCGAGAGGCCGCCCACCGGGCUCCAAAAACAAGCCGAAACCGCCGGUCAUCAUAACCCGGGAGAGCGCGAACACUCUCCGGGCCCACAUACUGGAGGUGGGGAGCGGUUCCGAUGUGUUUGAGGCGGUGGCGGCCUACGCGAGGAGGCGGCAGCGCGGGGUCUGCGUGCUGAGCGGGAGCGGCACGGUGACAGACGUCACGCUGCGGCAGCCGGCCGGGGCCGGCGGCGGCGCGAUCGUCACCCUGCGGGGCCGCUUCGAGAUACUCUCGCUCUCGGGAUCGUUCCUGCCGCCGCCGGCCCCACCGGGGGCCACUAGCUUGAGCAUAUAUUUAGCCGGAGGACAAGGUCAAGUGGUUGGAGGGAAUGUGGUGGGGGCUCUGAUUGCUUCGGGUCCUGUCAUAGUGAUUGCAGCUUCUUUUACAAAUGUAGCCUACGAGAGGUUACCAUUAGAUGAAGAUGAGCCACUUCAAUUUCAAGGUUCUGCCGGUGGUAGCGGCGGUGACGGUGGCGGCGGCAGCGGCGGCAAUCCGUUUCCGGAUCAGCCUAUGGGGCUACCUUUUUUCAAUCUGCCGAUGAAUAUGCCUCCUUAUUGACCUAAUUUUCGGUUCAUCAUCGUCCGACUGUUGCUGAGCAGUUUUGGGAUAUCAAAUGGAUCUCUCCGGAAGGUGCAAAGGUCAGAUUUGUCACUAGAGCUUCGUCUUUGACUUGUACAAUUAGGGUUUUUUUUUCUUUUUCUUUUCUGGGUUUAUGAUUUGUGGAAAAUUCUCUUAUUAUUGUUGUUGGUGUUUCUCUUUGUUGGACUAGUGACUUUGGUUAAUCUUAAAAUGUUUUCAGGUUCAUUUUUUUGGGGGGGAAAAUACUCUCCCUUUUUUUUGUUUUUUUGAACGGUACUCUUCCUUAAUUUAGCAAUUUGCUUCAAUGGAU